Molecule: messenger RNA, 1877 nt
Organism: Thamnophis elegans (Western terrestrial garter snake)
Lineage: Eukaryota; Metazoa; Chordata; Lepidosauria; Squamata; Natricidae
Gene: NSRP1
Product: nuclear speckle splicing regulatory protein 1
Exons: 7
Coding region: 46-1488 (480 amino acids)
Biological process (GO): regulation of alternative mRNA splicing, via spliceosome
Source: RefSeq, a predicted model, not a curated record
GCCAGAAGAUGCGGGGCGGGGCGUCGCGCAGGCCCGGCCUCCAAGAUGGCGGCGCCCGGAAAACAGUAUGGACUUAUCUUCCCUAAGAAGGUUCAGCAGAAAGGACUGGUCAAGCAUGCGGCGUUUAUGGACGACUCCGACGAAGAGUCUUCGGUGGGCGAGAGCCUUCAGAAGGAGGCCCUGAAGAAGCAGGCCAUGAAACAAACCAAGCUGGAGAUCCAGAGGGCCCUGGCCGAAGACUCCACCGUCUACGAAUACGACAACAUUUACGAGGACAUCCAGCAGAAGAAGGCCGAGAGCCAGGCCAGCUCGCUCGCGGGGAAAGCCGAAAAAAAGCCCAAGUACAUCCAGAACAUCCUGCAGGCGGCCGAGCUGCGGAAGAAGGAGCAGGAGCGUCGGAUGGAGAAGAAGAUCCAGAAGGAGCGGGAGUCGGAAGGGGACGCCUUCCAGGACAAGGAGGCCUUCGUCACCUCGGCCUACAAGAAGAAGCUGCAGGAGAGGGCCGAAGAGGAGCAGCGCGAGAAGAAGGAGGCGGCCAUUGAAGCCUCCCUGGAUGUCACCAAACAGAAGGACCUGAGUGGCUUCUACCGGCAUCUGCUGAACCAGACGGUGGGGGAAGAGAAGGUGCCCCACUGCAGCCUUCGGGGAGCCGGGUUCAAAGGAGAAGAUCUUGCCGAGAAGCCGACAGGCUCCCAUCAAAGUCUGGAAAACAAAACGGGAACUUGUGUUCCCGGGAAGGGAGAAGAGAACCUGGAUGCGGACAGCGACUCGCGAUCCCAUAGCAGCGAUGGCGAGGAGACGGUUGCUGAGGGAGUCCCGGAGAGACGCGGUGAGCAGCGAGCUUCUGGGGCAGGUGACGGGGACCUCCGUGGUCGCCAAUCGAAGCAAAGCCCGAGGGGCUCCAGAUCUCCCAGCAAGGAAAGACCUCCGCGCUCCCCUCCGGCGGAGCAGCGAGACCGCCAAAGGGACGAAGCCCACCAGAGCGAUGACAGAAAUAGCCAGAGAAGACAUGGAAAGGAUGAGCGAAGUCGGAGCGACGGCCAUCACAGGAGACGAGAAGACCGAGAGGACCGGCAAAAGAGGAAGGACUGGGAGGAGGAGGAGGAAGAGAAGCGAGAGCAGAGGAGAGGAAGAGAUAAGAAGGAACAUCGGGCCAGAGAGAAAGACCGAGAUGGAAACAGGGAAAAAGGACGGGGGAGGGACUCAGACCGAGACGAGAAGCCGAGGAGGAAACACAGCUCAGGAUCCGUGGCCCAAGAAGACCCCCAAACUCAAGGGGGGAACCUUCCCAGCCCUGAGAAAUCCACCGAGGUGACCCCCAAGGCUUCCGAAGACAGCCGAGAGACCCUCGAAAAGCCGGCCGAGAAAGUCAACAAAUUCGCUAAGCGCAGCAACCAGGAGACCGUCUCGUCCGCCCGGGACCGAUACCUCUCCCGGCAAAUGGCCCGCGUGGGCCCCAAAGCCUACGUGGAAAAAGAGGAAGAUUAGGUGAGGGGCUACCCUGCUGGGACCGCAGGAAGAAGGGACUUUGGUUGGGAAUCUCAGGGCCUUCCGAGUGGAGGAAAGAGUGGGCUAUUUAUUUCAGAAGGUUCCGCGUGCGAGGAGCGACAGGACGAGUCUCGGAGAGAGCCGAGUCUCGUUUUAGCCGGGAGCCUGCUGAGAUGGGGAGCCUUUUUGAGGAUCGGCCUAGGCCGAAAGACCUUUCCUCCCACAAAUUUGAGGAAAGAAAGCAUGCAGAGGAUAGAAGAUCAGGGAUAAUCUUGUUUUCGUUAUUUUUUGUUUCGUUUUAAAGGCCGAUGUAAAGAUUCGGAGUUUCCGUCUGGUGUUUUCUGACUUCUGACUUCCAGAGCCAGCAAAAAUAAAGUGAAAAGAAUUAU